Molecule: messenger RNA, 1707 nt
Organism: Herpailurus yagouaroundi (jaguarundi)
Lineage: Eukaryota; Metazoa; Chordata; Mammalia; Carnivora; Felidae
Gene: CRIP3
Product: cysteine rich protein 3
Exons: 8
Coding region: 639-1370 (243 amino acids)
Source: RefSeq, a predicted model, not a curated record
CAAGAGUCAGUCCUUUAACCGACUCAGCCACCCAGGCGCCCCUCACAAGCAAGCUAUUGCAGCCAUACCGGUUUUGAGGCUUCCAAACGAAUCUUGAGUUCAUGAUGAGAUCCAUCAUAAUGAUAGCUAUCACUUUUAUAGCAGUUAUGUGCUAAGCACUGUUUGGGCACUUUCCAUGUAUUAACCUACUUAAGUUUCCACAACAAUCCUAUGAGGUAGAGAUUUGUCAUUAUACUCAUUGUACAAAUAAAACGGAUGCAGAAGGAACUUAAGUAAUUUGCCUGAAGCCAGAGAGUAAAUAGCAGAGAUGCUCCCCAGAUUCCGUUGCUCUUAACCAUCUGCGAGACUGUCAAGACUGAAUUAAAACAUUUUAAAGAAUGCCUGACCCCUCACUUUAAGGAAAUAAUAGUGUUUUCAUGGCGUCUACACUCUGGAUAGUUUUCCUCUUGUACCAAGCCAAAAACUAGUGCCACCCUUCCAGGCGUCUUCAUUUCUAUCUUCCUUUCCAGUCUGGCUUCAAGUCCCUCUAUUUUCUCCACCGGCCGGAGGCUUUAGUUUGGGAAGUAACCGUCUCCCAGGUGGAGUUGUUCUAAAUUUCUGACGGCCAAUAGGCGCCGAGGCGCCUCGGAUCCAGCCCAAUGAGGCUCAAAGCUGAGCCAUGGGAGGGGCCAGCGAAGGGGGCGGGAACGGAGCCCCCCCCUAGGUGGUGCCUACUGUGUGCGGCGCCAGCUUCCCUGCGCGGAGCCAUGAGCUGGACCUGCCCGCGUUGCCAGCAACCCGUUUUCUUCGCGGAGAAGGUGAGCUCCCUGGGCAAGAACUGGCAUCGCUUCUGCCUGAAAUGUGAACGCUGCCACAGCGUCCUGUCCCCAGGAGGGCAUGCAGAGCACAACGGGAGGCCGUAUUGCCACAAGCCAUGCUAUGGGGCUCUCUUCGGACCCAGGGGGGUGAACAUUGGUGGUGUGGGCUCCUACCUCUACAACUCCCCCACUCCCACCCCUGCCAGCACCACACCCCUCAGCCCCAGCAGCUUUAGCCCCCCCAGGCCCAGGACUGGCCUCCCCCAGGGCAAGAAAAGCCAUCCCCACAUGAAGACAUUCACUGGAGAGACUUCACUGUGCCCUGGCUGCGAAGAACCUGUCUAUUUUGCUGAGAAGGUGAUGUCUUUGGGCAGAAAUUGGCACCGACCCUGUCUGAGGUGCCAGCGCUGCCGGAAGACCCUAACUGCUGGGAGUCAUGCUGAGGUGAACAGGCAUGACGGCGUCCCCUACUGCCACAUCCCCUGCUACGGCUACCUGUUUGGCCCCAAAGGUGUGAACAUUGGUGAUGUGGGCUGCUACAUCUAUGACCCUGUGGAGAUAAAAUCCAAAUGAGAUGCUCACAGGAGAGGUCACUCUAACUCGGACCUCACCCAUUCCCUCCAUGGUCCUACUGGAAGCUACAGAAUUCUUCAGUCCCAGAGGGGGAAGGUGGGCUUCAGGUGGCCUGGGCCUAGGCUCUACGGUAGACCAGGGGGUCUAGACAUUCUCUGCCAAUUCCUGCCUUUCCCAUUUCUAUCUGGUCAGGGGAACUAGGCUACCACAUUUUAAAGGGUAGCCUCCUGGCCUUCCCAAUCCCUUUCCCUAGCAAAUUCUAUAACUUCAAGGUACUUAUAAAAUGUGUUGAUUUUGGCUUCUCCAAUAAAAUGUUGGCUCCCAUGCCUUCAACUCU